Messenger RNA from Sinocyclocheilus rhinocerous, 1910 nucleotides. RefSeq names its product ventral anterior homeobox 1-like. NCBI's taxonomy places the organism in Eukaryota, Metazoa, Chordata, Actinopteri, Cypriniformes, Cyprinidae. Gene Ontology annotation, molecular function: RNA polymerase II cis-regulatory region sequence-specific DNA binding; DNA-binding transcription factor activity, RNA polymerase II-specific. The annotation marks the transcript as partial. Gene Ontology annotation, biological process: neuron differentiation; central nervous system development; brain development. The record is from RefSeq and is a predicted model, not a curated record. The transcript is spliced from 2 exons. Gene Ontology annotation, cellular component: nucleus.
CUCUACGUGUCUCCCUGGAUAAUCUGCAGCGCGGGGAAACUGACUGCAAUAGUAAAGGUGUGGUUUCAGAAUCGUCGCACUAAGCAGAAGAAGGAUCAGGGCAAGGAUUCAGAGCUGCGCUCCGUGGUCUCCGAGACAGCCGCCACCUGCAGCGUCCUGCGUCUCCUGGAGCAGGGCCGGCUCCUCACUCCCCCAGGCCUGCCAGGGUUGCUGCCCCACUGCGGGAGCUCGUCGCUAGGCUCAGCCCUGCGUGGGCCGUCCCUGGGUAUCACCGCUAAUGGAGGCUCCUCGAGCAGCAGUAGCAGCAGUGCCGCCAGCUCAGGCACAGCCGGGGGGAGCCCGCCGCUGCCAGCGGUGACUAGUUCAGGGACAGUCACAGGGCUGCAGGGAUCUCCGCCUGCCCAUGGGCUGUUUAGCUUCCCUAUGCCCUCUCUGCUCGGGUCGGUCGCCUCACGCAUCUCCUCCACCCCGCUUGGCAUGGCUGGAUCCCUCGCGGGGAACUUGCAGGAACUUUCUGCCCGCUUCCUGAGCUCGUCCGCAUUUGAGCCCUACUCGCGGACAAAUGGCAAAGAAGCAUUAGACAAGAAAGUUUUGGAAUGAUCAAUAGGGGUUUCUUUUUGUCCUUUUAUUAUUUUUUAUUGUUGUUGUUGUUUUGAAAUUAAUUUGAGCUCUGAAUAUCACUCUUUUUUAAUCACUUUCGCCCCCUUUUGUCUCAUGAGUGCUGUUGUGUUUUCAGUCUUGCGUUUUUUCAUGUCGUCAACCUGCACACUUGAUGCCUCUCAGAAUUGUAAAGAGGUGGACUCAUACUUUUCAAAAUCGAGGAUUUUCAGAGCAUUUUGCACUAAAUCAAAGUUUCUCCAAUUUGACACAAAUGAGAGCUUGAGGAAGGAAUGUAGCAAGAGAUUAUGGAGGGGAAGAGAGAUGAAAAUGGUUGCUGAGGCAAUAUUUUCGGGAAACUUUUUUCCCAUAUACGUUUUGGAGCUGGACAGUUAUAUUCAGAUUAAAAACUAAUCUGAAAGCUGAUGGGUUGAAAAAAAAAACAGUACAGAACAUAGACCCCCCGAUAAAAACUGAACUCACGGCAACAUCCUUCAUGUUUUCAGUUGGAAGAGCGAUCUAAAUGUGUGAUUUUUACAUAGUGGCGUUUACCAAGUCCCAAAUAAUGAAAUAUAUUGGGAUUCAUUUCCAAAGGUUAGCAUACAAUACGGUCAUACUGUGGCUUUAUAUACACAAUUUGCUUACAGAGGUCAUGAAUUUGCCAUAUGAAGCUAUAAGAUUAGAUGUCUAUACCAUUUUGUAUUCGUAUACAAAUAUUUGUAUUGUAUUUGGUUAAACACGUUCUGACUAAAUGGAAGGAAAACGCUGUCACACCGUUAAAUAUUCCAAUAGUCCUGUGUUCAUUGUUCUCUAAAUGGUUUCUUUGAGGGUGCUCCCCAAAACGAGUUUUGAAGGCAGUCUCAGUUUGUGAGUUUGUAUGUCUUAAAUAUGCAGUUUUUCUCCUUUGUGCGUGUGUGUGUGUGUGUGUGUGUGUGUGUGUGUGUGCUGGUACUGAAGUUGUAGUCCUGGUUUCCAUGUUAAGGUGCGUGUUUAACUGAAAACCCUUCGAGAAAACUUGAGAUGUCAUUGCCUGGGAUUAAGCUCCGGAGCAUCUAUGUGAUCCUUGCAUUAUUGGACUAAAUGUGUUUGCUGUGAGCGGCAACCCCUCUACCAAUGCGGCAAAGUUUUCCAGAAGAAUUUGAAGCCCUUUCUAUAAUCAGAGCUGAGACGAGGCGGAUCUCUGAGGGACAAACAGGGUACGAUUACUGUAGUAUAAAAGCAAGAAGAUUGAAUACUAAAAUUGUUAUUUUAUUGUAAAUUAUUGACUUCUGUAAUAAAUAGAUCAUUAGUAUAUCUGCAAAUAAUGAAAGAAU